UCCUACUCACUGUCAUUGACCAGGUUAUUAUUAAUCUGUUAACUGUAAUUAAAGCCAUAAGGUAGUUUUGAAACAAGUUUUAUAUCUCAUAAAACAUCUCGGGGGGUCAUAGUGCAGGAUGUUAUAUGAAUCUUUUCCCUAGUCAUUGUGCUUAUACUUCUUCCAUACAGUUUUUUUUUCACUGUUUCUCCAGCUAACACUUUUAAAUGGACUCUCGAGAGGCUCCAUUAAGACUCCACUUUCACGAUACUGUCCAGAUCAAUAUUCACUCAUCUUCUCAACCACGGUGGGAUGACCCUCCUCCUGCCACCCACUGUAACAAUACAACAGUUGCUGGUCGUCGAAAUGUUCCACCUCAAUUACGAAGGAGGAAUGAGACAGAAGAAUUUCACCAGAUCUUUCUGAGGGCAAAGCCUAAACUUCGUGGAGUCUUCCAGAUAUUUUUGGCUCACUUUCAGCUGGCUCUUGGGAUCGGGCUGAUCUAUAUUGAUGGCAUAAACAAUACCCGCUUGAGCUAUAUUACAUUUUGGGGACCAACAAUUUUGGUCAUCUCAGGAUCUAUUGCUUUGCGCGCAAGGGUCAUACCAUCUCGCAAGCUGGUCAAGACAUGUUUCAUCUUGCAAACCAUCAGCUGCUCUGUUUCCAUUGCUGGGAUCGCAUUAUGCGCCAUUGAUGAUUUUCGAAUAUAUACACAUUACUCUGGUGGUCUUUUUGGGAAUGUAGGAACUCUCGCUAUUAUCAAUUUUCUACUAGUAACAAAUUUAGUGCAGCUGGUUUCAUCUGGAUGUAUGGUUAUAUACAGCUACCACUCUCUGAAAUGUAUUUCAAGGAAUCAAUCACAGGCAACCGCAGCCCAGAACCUUGGUGUUAUUUCGCUUGAUCCACCAGCUUAUUCCGAAGUGUCAUCAACUCUUCCUCAACUGCCAGUACAGUCCCAAUCAUUGGUGUUCCCAUAUUCACCAACAUAUCUCUACCCUCCAGAAUCCACAGGGCCACCAGUGUACAACAAUCUCCCAGAGUAUUCUCAGCCCCCAGUGUUUUCUCCAACAGUAGAUCCUCCACCACCUUACUCGCAGUAAUGCACACCUAGAUACUGACUUUUGAAAGAUGAAACCUGAAGAAGUGAUUCAUCGCAGCAUUAGCUGGCUGACAGGAAACACUUCUUGCCAUGCAGAGACGAAAAGUAUGUUUCACUCCCUGUCUGCUCCUUCUCCUGAUGAUUUACCUGCAGGAAACCUGAGGCGGCACAGUGGAUAAAGUGAUAAGAACUUGCACCUGUUAGCUCUAGGAUCAUUGGUUCAAAUCCCAGCCAUCAGUUUGCAUGUUCUCCCUGUGCCUCUGUGGGUUUCCUAAAAUGUUGUCCCACACUCUAAAGACAUGCUGGUAGGUAAAUUGACCCUAAUAUGUAGAUCAUAAACUCAUUGAGGGCAGGGACUGAUGUGAAUGUACAAUGUAUAUGUAAAGUGCUAUAUAAAUUGAUGGUGCUAUACAAGUAGCUGUAAUAAAUAAAGCUGAUUGCUAGGCAAGUAGCUAGAUCCACCAAUAAAAUACAUUUUUGGGAGUUGUUAAA
Rana temporaria (common frog) is the source of this 1570-nucleotide messenger RNA. Its product is annotated as membrane-spanning 4-domains subfamily A member 15-like. Bases 207 to 1079 code for a protein of 290 amino acids. NCBI's taxonomy places the organism in Eukaryota, Metazoa, Chordata, Amphibia, Anura, Ranidae. The record is from RefSeq and is a predicted model, not a curated record. The transcript has 6 exons. Gene Ontology annotation, cellular component: membrane.